Messenger RNA from Porites lobata, 14357 nucleotides. The record is from the annotation of a GenBank genome assembly. NCBI's taxonomy places the organism in Eukaryota, Metazoa, Cnidaria, Anthozoa, Scleractinia, Poritidae.
AUGGCAUGCAUAUCAAACGCUUCUCCUGAGGUGCUUAAACUUCUACUGAAGUCUGGAGCGCUGGUAAAUGCUCAAGACAGGUUUGGUGACACCCCCUUUUUGAAUGCUUGUGGCAUGGCUUAUGGAUGUAUCGACGAAGAAGAGUUUGCAGAGAACCUGCCAAAGAUAAACAUUCUGAUUGAUCACGGAGUUGAUGUCAACCACACGAAUGCAAAAGGGGAAAACGGAUUGCAUAUUUGCUGCCAAUAUCGCAGUCAAGAAAUAGUGGAAAUACUGCUGAAAUGUGGUGUAGCGGUCAACGCCCUGAACAAAAAGCACCAGACACCCUUGUUCAUGGCUUGUUGCGGCGCUGUUUCUGCGCGUGAAGGAAAGGAAGGUAUCUUGACUACCCUGACAGUAUUGCUGGAGCAUGGGGCAGAUCCCAUGAUACCAGAUGAACAAGGACUGACACCACUUCACGUGUUGAUGCUAAAAAAAGCAUCAGAAUCUGAUAUUGCAUCAUUCGCUGAUGUCUUAGUUAAACAUGGAGCUAGCCUGAAUGUCAGAGAUAACAUGCUACGCUCUCCUGUACAUUAUGCAAGUUACGCAGCUGCCCAUCAGAAAUGGCUAACAGUAUUACAGGAGUUGAUGCCACUUGGGGCAGACAUCAAUUUGCAGGAUGCGGAAGGCUUUACCCCUGUUCAUGUCACUGCAACACGCGAUCGCAAUUGCCUGACGACAUUUCAGUGGCCUUGGGACUGCAUAGAAGGUAACGACACCGUCAAACAAGCGAUCAACUGGAAUUGUGCUCGAAAAAAUGGAGUGACGUUGGCUCACAUUGUUUUAGCUCACAAAGGGCUUAAGCUUGGAGGGUGUGAAGUUCCAUGGGACAUAAAUGCACAAGACGAGUUUAUGUCAACACCAAUGCACUAUGCGGAAUUUACAAAUAACACCAGUGCGCCCUGUUAUGUGUGGGUGUCAGGCACUGUAACUGACGUCACGUUAGCAAACUGUUUGGGGGAAAGUGUCAUUGAUUGUGCAGUGACAACGCUUAACCAAGAAAUGAUCGAUCAACUUAAAAAGUACGGAGGGAGCCAUCCAACAUUGAAAAAAGAGAGAAGGGUGCCAAGCAGUUCCUGCGAACUUUGCGCUCAGUUUUCACGCCAAGGUGAGGGCCCUUUUUAUAAGUCAUUUGAAAAGAAGGAAGAGCCAGUUUCAGUGGAUGUGAAGGAGGUUCAAAUAAACCCACCAAUAAACGUGGAGGAAUACGUGGAACAUGUUUUGCACACACCGAGGAGAGGAAAAGUAUCACUCCAAAGUGACGAAGUGGCCCAAAUUUGCCAGGAAACGGAAAACCUUAUAGGGAAGAUUCUUGAUAAAGUAGCCCACUAUGAUCCUCGUUUCCGGUCGAUAAUGAUCGUAUCAGGGAGUGUUCGUGAAAGAACCAAGGCUGGACUGCCUGAUGAGUUUGAUUUCAUGUGCAAGCUUGAAACGUUCGGCUCUAGUUGCAGAGUAAUCGAAGACGAUACAUGUUCACCCGGUUUUGUACGUUUGGCGAAGAGUGCUGAUGCCUGUGAGAGCGUGAAUGAAUUCUUUGAUAAUGAUGGAUAUCUGGUGCCAUAUUUGGUCAGGUCCAAGUUCCAGCAAAUCGUGAGGCAGGUCAUGUUUGAUUCCAAGUUGUGGCAAAAUUGCCGAAUCUGCUCCAAUUUCGUCCUUCCCAGCUCAGACACGAGUAUUGCCACUCCUAAGCCGUCAAUCAUCAUCGAGCUCUGUUGGAAUGGCCCAGUCUACAAGAACAUGAUAUACUCAGUCGAUGUGGUGCCAGUCAUAGAUGUCGGGGCUGCGUUUUGGCCAAAGGAUGCAAUCUCGUAUAGCCCUCUUCUCGAAAACGUUGAAAAACAGUGCCUUUUCACCAUGGCCAUUCCAAGGUUUGAACGUGGUAUUUUUGGGAAUGAAGUGAGAAUAUCCUACUCUCUUGUCGAGAGUCAAAUCUUUGACAACAUUCCUGAAAACCUCAAGGAUGCCUAUAUUGUUGCUAAAGCCAUUCGCGAAGUAUGCCCAGCAUUGGUGGAUGAAGAGCAAAUUUUCCACGAUGAGAAAUAUCAUUAUGCCUCCUCUUUAUUUCCCUCUUAUUGGCUAAAAACGGCUUUGUUUCACGAACUAGACAAGCACGGUCUGGACGAGAGGCACAACUUAAAAGUAUGGGUGCAACGAAUCUACGAGAGAAUUCGUCAAUAUGUAUGCCAGGAUGAAGAAUUCCCAUCGUUUUUCAUGCCUCGGCAAGACUUCGUUGCCUCCAGAUUGAAAGGAAGAGAUCAGAGCCGGACGGAUGCUGCAAAGCUGGAAAGAGAGUUAACGGCUUGUAAGAAAAUAUGUGAAAUCAUUCAUCGGUUAUUAUCAAGUGGCGAUCGGGCGAACGUGUGCGUCUCUUAGUAUAUAGUCACAAGCGCGUUGUACUCAGUACUUCACAGUACUUGGAUUACGUUUGUUUACUUUUUCAAUAUAGAUUUACUAUUACAUUUGGUAACCAAGCCAUAGAUCUUGGACUUGCCUGGUGCCUCAUGAAAGGGACUUGGUUGCUAAUUUCGAUUACGUUUAUUUAACCUAUUUGAUCCCUUCGAUUGUAGAAAGGUUGCCUUUGCCUUCUACCCAAACGUCGUUUGAGUUUCAAGUUUCAUCAGACGUAUGUUUCCAAGCAGUAAUUUGUUAUUGUGACUAUAGUUUCAUAACAGAUGUUGACGACAAAGACCAUGAAACUAUUUGAAGUCAAAGUAAUUGACAUGUAUAUACUAGUUUCCCAUUAUAAUUCCUUGCUACUUGAUCUCCGUUGAUAAAUAAUGAUAAUAAUUACAAUAAUGAUAAUUUUUUAUUUUAUAUAGCAAAUUGUACUAAAAGCUCUAUACCGCUUUACACAACCUCGUUCCCAGGGCGCUUUUCCCAGGCUUUAAAGCCAUGGAAAAGAGCCCUGAGGACGAGGUUGCGCUUUACAGUUAUGGUAGCAAAUUCCGACAAAUACCUGUGCUUUAAAAAACAAAGAAAUUAUAUGCAAUUCGAAAGAAAGAUAGGUCUUCAAAGUCUUUCAACAUAGCGCCAGAUGGACUACUUUUCUCCAUUGGCAGGUCAUUCCAAAAGAUAGGCGCAGCAACCGGAAAAAACUAUGUCGCCAUAACUUUUCAGGUUUGUUCUCGGAACCUGUAAAAGGUACUUGUUUGCAGACUUAGUUAAGACGUAGUGAAGCAAUACAGAGAUGGUAUCAGAGAUGCCCCUUAUAAUCUCUUGAUAAUAUAAUAAAUAGCGGGAAGAUUAUUUGAGGCCUCCGGCCCCUGGCCUCCUUUGAUUCUCUUCCAAUCAGCGGCUAUACCAUUAAGACAGCGUCUUUCACCCAUCUCAGAGGCGGAAAAAAACGCAACAAAAUUUUCCAAUGACAUUUAGUAAAAUGCUGAAAAACAAAUAGUACCAUGUGAACACCGUAGGUUUUCAGCCACAGACUGAGUCCCUAGGCCUCAUUAUCCCGCGCGGCCAAAGCGUUUCGGGUCACGUGAUCCAAGCGAAGCUGUGACCAAAGUGAAUUGACCGAGAGGAACUGGGAUUAGGGACUAGGCAAUGUAAACGAUGUAUUCACUCUUGAAACUCUCUUGAAGCAGAAUAUAGUUUGCAAAGAAUUAUUACUUUGCAUUUAUGACCCUUAAAUAAACCACGUACUAUCAAACUCGAUUAUUUUUGCGUACUAAGCAUGCAAUACAAAUCGUCGUUGAGGGCACUUCACACUUUUCUAGAUUUUUUUCGAAAUCUAUAUAUUUACCACCUACUUCUUGACAGUUUCACUUCCAGCCAGCGUCAAAGUCUCCGUUCGAAAGGGAAAAAAUAUGAUACAUACAUAACAUAAUUUAUAUAGCGCUAACUCCACUAAUUGACCAAAGCGCUUUACAAUUCAUAAUAUUAAAAUAAUUAAAAAGAUACCACUGGUAAUAACAGAUGAAUAAAUUAAAAACCUAUUAGCAGUCUUAUUUAUAAAAAUAUCACAAUAAAUCCAAUUCUAAAUUAUCAAAAAGUCAAACAUUAUAUGCUUUUUUAAAUUAAUUGUAACUAAACUUCUAAGAUCUAAUGGCAGCUCAUUCCAGAGUUUAGGUACAGCAACGGAAAAGGCCCUGUCUUCGUAUGUUUUAAGUCUUGACUUCGGAACUGCUAGAAGUUUUUGAUCAGUAGACCGUAGCGUACGUGAACAUGUACGAUAACUAAGUAAUUCCGUGAUAACACAUGAUUUACUAAACCACAACAUGGUUAGCUCAUUUGGGAGAGCGUCGGUCUUUUGGGCGGGAGGUCGCGGGUUCAAAUCCCAGCGUGGCCCAACCUCGUCCCGAGGACCCUUUUCCCUGGCUUUGAAGGCGCCCCACCUCCAAAGCCAGGGAAAAGCGCCCUGUGGACGAGGUUGAGCCGGGCCAACACUGAGAGUCUUUAAAUUACUGAGGAGAAAGUGCUGCCUUUUCACUUGUUACAUCUACAAACGAUUAGACUUUCUAAUCUGCUCGGAUAAGGACGAAACACCGUAGGUCCUGUCUCACAGCACUUUCACUUAUCUGGUUCUUGAGGAACGUAAAAGAACCCACUCCACUGUUCGAAAAGAGUCGGGGACGUAGAUCCCCGUGGUGUGGCCAACCUUUCUUGGGCUGGGUGGGAUAUCUGUAAGGACACACUUAAAUUGGAACCCCGCUCUGUUUUGUGUUCCGCUCCAUACGAUGAAAGUUAUUAAAUAAAUAUAUAUAUAAAUAAGCAGCUUCUAGUUUGUCUCUUUUUCGUUGCUAUCGCCACCUUUUGCUUUCGGCCCUUGAUCUUCAAACGCUCAGUAUCACAAAAAAUUCAGAGGCAGCGGAGCGUUUUGGGAGGUGGGAAACUCAUCGUACACCAAGCCAAGCGCACUGAUCCUUUGCCAUCUUAUAGGUGUGUCCGUAAUCGACUGUGACAAUGCAUAAUUAGGCACGGUUGUUCAGACGAUCGUGCUACAUGGUGCUUCUUACAUUUAGAAAACUCCCAUACGAAAGAGACGGGGAAGCUUCUCGGCAAUCUAGAAUCAGUAAACCCCUUAAGGAGACUAAUCAGUGUCCGUGACUCAGGCUUUAUUUGACCCCUAAAAGGAGAGCCGUACUAGAUACAGAUACUUCUCUCCGCACAACCCUAAGCGUAUGGGUACUAGGCUUUCCGUUCUGCUUACCCUACUGUGAGACCAUUUCUUCAGCGAGAUCAGACGACAAGCCCACAGGGUGGAGGGGGAGGGAGUGAUACUCAAUAAAGUUUUAUAUGGGGAGGCUCCGUCCCAAGGUUCAGCCAACACCGCGGCAAAACGCAAUGCGCAUGAGCACAAAAUUUAAUAUCCGGUCAGCUUUUUAUUUCCGGUCUAGUAUAUAAACCAAUAGCGUAAGCAUAACUUUGCCGUCGCGCCAAGUCUAAAAGCAAAAUGGGCGAAACAGACAAAAAAGGGGGCCAAAAAUAUCACUUCAUUCGAAAGCUUAUAUAUUUUUCUAUUCUCAAACGUUUGCACCACAUGGUUAUCUGUUUGCACCAACGGUGAAAAUGAUGUUUGAAGUUUGCAGGUCGCGAGCGCUCGACAAGACGAAUUUGUUUUUACUGGCUUUCGUGCAUGCUACUGGUUUGGCAUAAGUUAAUUUGGGAGAAGGCGACAACUAAGAAAAGAAUAACAAUACUUAUGAAAGAAACCCGGCAAAAUAAAGAUGUCAUCUAACACUAAAACCAGGAAAUAAAAUUUUAGUCCGUUCAAUAAUUUGUUUUGUUAUCAGAGAAAACAAGAACUCAAAACAAAAGAUUAAUAACAACUUUGACUUUGAUGACUGCAGUCACCGGGAAACUAAACAUGCCUAUAAAUGACUUUCAUUCAAGAAAAUACCUAUUUAAUUCUUUUACAUGGUUGUUCUUUUGUUGAAGACUUCAAUAAUUUCAGACUGUGCGGCUCGGCUGCAUCUCAUGCAAACACGAAACUUCUAGCUGCUAAAUACAUGUAAUGAAAAGUUCGACUUCUAAAUCCACUGAACCAGUUUUCGCUCUCUGAUUCUGAGAAUGGGAAAAUAAAUAAAUAGCUUUGUCAACUUGCUGUCAACCGGCUCAACAGUAUAAUUAAGCUUAUGUUUCAUGGCAAUCAACCCAGAAGAGUUUCGUUUUAAAACACGGUAAAACCCACUGAUAAACAAAACUACAAAGCGAUUGUGUGUUGUCGUUUUCCAAAUAAAGUUUGAAUCGGCUUUAACACAUGUAGACUGAGAAACUGAAGAACUGAAAAUUAGAACUACAAUACACAAGCUUGCAAUGAUAACGUUUUAAUUUUAUGUCUUAGUUUCAGCCAGGUUAAGUGAAAAAUAAAGAGUCAAAAACUUUAUUUUCGUGAAUGAAAAUCAGUUUACCUGACGCUCUAGCCAAAAUUACACACUGAGUUAUUAUCAUCUUACUUUUUCUGAAUCUAAUCGACUAAUUGUUUCAGUGAUCUGUGCCUGGUUAUCCAUAAAAGCAAUUUCAAUAACUACAAAAUAGUCAAAAACACGAGCAGCAUAAAGCAGAACAACUGAACCACAAGCUGCACACAGAAUGAAGCGCGCGGGAGACUUUGACUGGAAAGUGUGACUGAAAAAGAGACUGGAAAUGCUCAACCUAACGCAUGCGUAGACGUUUUGCCGCGGUGUUGGUUCAGCCUAGCCCCUUACCCUUUUAAAACGGAAGUUGCAUGGAAGUGAGGCUUAUAGCCCUCGCGGAUAGAAUCAUAUAAAGAGGGACUGUUCGGUGCUGCGCAACGGCAAUCAAGCUUUCUUUUUUCUUGUUUAACAAUGCGAGCUAGGGACACGGAGAGAGAUUGUAGGCUGUAGUAAAUUUUUAAGCACGAAAUUUGGGAAGGAAUAUUUUUCCGCGCGAAAGCCACUCUUCAGUUGGUUCAUCGUUCUUUCAUAUUUACCAUAGUUUAGACUGCAAAACAGUCGGUUUUUUUCUCAAAAUCAGUAAAGAAAUCGGUAAAGCGUGGGGUAAGACUCUUACGCGCGCGAAGCGCGCGAGCCUCACACGCCCGUAGGGCGUGUGAGGCGAGAGAAAAAAAACCGACUGUCCGUUUUCCAUACAAUGAGUUCGUUCCGACCAGGGGGUUCAAAAAUGUCGUCGAGCUGUCAAAAAUCUGUUCGCAACUCCACCCUCUUUGUGAAUUUGAUAGACUCGCGUGUUAUUAUUGACGCUGUAAUCCAGUAAUCAUAGUAAAGCAGUUUUUAGCGUUGCUUCCCUGUGAAAUGUAGUGUAUAUAGCGAAAUGUAGUAUAUAUAGUGGAGGAUCAAAAAUGAGUGAAAGUGGCAGUACGACAACAAAGCCUGUGCCUGCUCCUCGAAGAGGGAGAAAGCCGAAAGAGCCGAGGGCUUUGGACAAAUCGUAGAAUGUGCGGCUGUUGUUUCAAAACACAGUUCGGCAAUUUUACGAAUGGAUGGAUAAGCUCGGAAAAUGCGUUUGUUGCGCCUACCAGAAAAAGGGAAACGUUACCAAAGUGGGCCGACCUACUGAAAAACGAACUUUUCGUUGUCCUCGUUGUCUCGCUCUCUGUUUUCAGCCUCAUUCCAGACCUUUUAUUUGACUGCUCGCGCGUACUUGAAUACGCAAAAAUACGGACUGUUUUGCAGUCUACCAUAGUUAGUCCCCUCUACUAACCAUGAUAUUUACAUCAUCCCUUCCGGUUCCCGUUACUAUCCCUUAAUCACAUGAUUGACAACAUGUUUCCUGCUAAAAAAAUUCCAGUCACGCCACGUUCACGGCACGAAUAAUUUAAUUUGAACAAAUCUCCUUUUGAGUUUCUGGUUCCAGAAGCUUUUUACUUCAUACUCUUUUUGUGCUUUAGAUUCGUGGGAACUGGAUUGCAUUGGGACCACUCAGAAUGCUUAUGAGGAGACGGCCGUCGUUCCCUGGGCCCUUGUGCCGACAGCCCCUCCCCCUACAUACCCACCCGGAUUACCCCGCAUGCGUGUGCGUUGGCAGUGGUCUGUUCUGGUUGUGUUUUGGGACAUUAUAGAGAAGGUUUCUGUUCUAUAUUCCUUCCCGACAGAGUUUUAGCCAUGGCGUUUCGUUAUAGAGCUGCAAGGUCUUUGUCUUAUGUCGCCAGGAUUUGUAAUAGAUCUCCUCAAGCAAUCUACACUAGCCAAAAGUGGCUUUGUUCAGCGCCCGCAGGCUCGAGUCUCGACGAACCAGGUAUGAAAGAUUGUUCUUUUCAAGUGUAAGUUUAUCUUAAAACCGUAAAAUACAAAGCUGUGUAUUUCAUAGUAAUGGAAACAUUCGGUGGAAUAUAAAAUAUUUCUGACUUAUUGGUAUGUUAUUCGUUCGUGCGUUGCCACAUUAUCGUGUUUGUUGGCAGCUCAAUGAUGUGCAAUGAAAUCUAUAUGUCACGCAAUGAAGAAAAAAAUACUCAACAACCAUAACGUUUACGUUUAUUCAAAUAAUCCACAAAAGCAUAGCCAUCACGUGGAUGGAAAUUAAACUAAACUCUAAACUCCAGUUUCUCGUUUAUGAGGGUAAAGGUGAUUGUUGGUAAGAUUAUUAGACGUAUAACCUGUACGUACAUUGCAGAUGCCAUCUUGCUUUGUAAAUUCUGAUGGUGAUUGUGGAUUACCUUUGAAUUAAACCAUGAUCAUAGCGUAAACAAGUGUACGUAAAGGCUGGUUUUCACCAACGACAGAAUCGGAGUCAGAAUCAAAUCUGACCUUGCUUAUAUGUUCUAUCACUGAUAUUAUCUGAGAUUUUAUUCCUCUCUUUACUGCUGCCAAUUAUUUCAACAUGACGGUGUCCAACAUGAAAGCUCUUGCCACUUUGGACACUGUACACAAAUGAACUUAAUGUCUUUUAGUUGAUUAUUAUUUGUCAGCUACUUUAUUUUCCUUCCUACGUACACUUAUGUAAAUAUCUUAUAUAGUGUGACAUAAAGAAUUGAAUUGAAUUGAAUCAUAAGCAAAGGCAUAAAGAGUGCUUAUGACGUAGUGAAAAUCAAAAAUCAGAGUUGUAAGUGGAGUCAUAAGUGUGAUGGAAUUAGAGUCGGAAAAAUCAGAACGUUUCCAUUUUCUAAUGACUCUGCUUAUAACUCCAUUGUUUACGAUCUCGUGAAAACCAGAUUGUUGGAGUCGGAAGCAGAAGUGGAAGAACAAACAAAUCACAAUGCUCAUUCGCUGCUUCUGCUUGUGACUUUGACAAAACUAGUUUUCACUUAAUUGUAAUCGACAGAGUCGUAAGUGGAAUCAGAAUGCUUUUUUCACUGAAUGGCGAAGCUCUGUGCUUCUGACUACAACUCCAACUGACUCCAUCAGUGGUGAAAACCAGCCUCAAAGAUUUUAAUUAAAAAUUGGAUUAUGCGGUCUACUAUGGCUUUUUUACUUGCCUUUCACUAAGCCAAGACUCUGGUUAAAAUGAUACCUUCAUCAAUUUUACCUCUGCUAGUAGUGAGGGAGGGCAGGCAAGGGGGGGUUUUAUCUUGAGUUCACAACAACAAUUAUUAUUGUGCGUUUCACGAGUCACAAAAGAAAAUUAAUGUUUUUACACUUCUCAAAAAUAGAGGUUGUACAAAAUGUUUAAAAUGUUACAUUAGUCCCAUUUUGUAAAACAGAGUGCUUGGAUUAUAUUUUACCAAGUUAAUUUAAGUUUUAUGAACCUUAUGAAAAACACUGCGCAGCUAUAAAUUCCCUAGGGAAGCCAGCUGUAGUUGGGUCUGAGCAUGCUAGUUAACUCGUUUGGCCGAAUUAACGAUUUAUUUAAUUCUUUGAUUGAUGUUCAAUAGACCUAUUUGGCUAACUCAAUGUUGUACCCAAUUCAAAUCUCCUGGGGUUAAGAUUCUUUGUAAAAUUGUAUUUGCAUUAUAAUGUGGCAUUCUAUUUAAAUGUAUGGAAAUUCUUGAAACAAAAAGUUUUAUUCCCAAAGGGCCUGAAUUGGGUACAACAUUGAGUUAGCCGAAUAGGUCUAUGUAUGUGUAAACAAAAAUUAUUGAGAAUUUUGGUAGUUCAGCUUUCACGGACUGCACUUCAAUCACAAUUCACAGAUUUUCAGUACACGAUUCACGGUCACCAAAAAUUGUUGUUCAUGACAUCAAAAAAAUAAGCUUGCUCCCUCUCAGUAGUCCUCCUUACACCAACCCAUCACAUCAACUCAUCUCUGACUGAAAUGCUGCUGAGACUACAAUAUGAUUCAUUUCCAGUUCUCUGUAUUUUCAGUCAUAGCUGCAGAGACCUUGGCUAUUCAUUUACACCUGCAAUGUAUAAUGUGACAGUGCUACAUCAACUGACAAAAAAUUGAUUGAAAGCAGAUCAUCUAAAGACAUGAAACCAAUAAUAGACCCAAACGGAAAAAUAACCUUGUGUAUUUUGGUCAUAUUAGCCUGCGCCACAGACGAAGCUAAACUCUGGUAAAGUCUGAGGUUAGAUUAAUACGUCUGCAACCAGGCUGGGUUAUAUCUGCAUAAAGCAAACGAUUCCAUUUUAAAUUCGGGGCAAACGUGAUGAGCAGGCUUACCUAAGUCGUCCCAGCAUGCAGGCUUUUGUCAACAACAGACACGGUUGUGUUGAAAAGUGAUGAUGAUUUUAAUGCAAUACAUCAAUCUUUUGACCAUCCCCGCUAAUGACCAUCACCUGCUAAUGAUGAUGAUGAUGAUGAUAGUAAAAGUGCAUUGUUACUAUUUAUUGAUAACUGCUACAUGUACUUUGUCUGAUUUGUCUAUUUUACUCUAGAUUUGGAAUCAGGAGCCCACACGGACAAAAAGCUUUUCACUCCUGGACCACUUGGUGUAAGCUUUGAUACAAAACGAUCCAUGCUACGAGACCUUGGUUCACGUGACAUUGAGUUCAUAGGUGUUGUAAAAUCCAUUCGUUCAAGGCUUUUAGAAAUUGCUGGUGUUUCUCCCAAAGAAUACACAACAGUUUUACUUCAAGGGAGUGGAACUUAUGCAGUGGAGGCUGUUCUUACAACAACAACACCACGAGAUGGAGGGAAGGUCUUCAUUAUUGAAAAUGGUUCCUAUGGAAAGAGAAUGGCAAAGAUCUGUGAAGUUGCCGGAAUUGAAACGGUAUGAAUACAACAGUACCUGUAGUUUGCACUAACUUAAAGUUUUUUCAGUGUAUAGUUUCUGGAAUCAAGAAGAAGUCUUGUGACAAUCUUCUAUACUGUCCUUCCACUCUGUGCUUAUUAAACAAGUUUUUUUGUUGGGUGCACACUGUAAACACAUAAAAGUGCGUCUAUAUUUUUAUCCAUUAAACCAGGCAAUUGUCAAGAGUUAUACAUACAUACGGGGUGAAUUUUGGGGUUUCAAAAUAGUAAUAUUUCUUUACACUGAUGCUUCCAUUUUAACAUUUUGGUCAAUAUUUUGAAAACUAGAUUUGUGCUUGGUUAGCUUUCUGUGAUAAGUACAGUGUAAUUAUUUUAAAUGAUCACAAAAUUAUAACUUUCUUUAGUUGUGCUGAUUUUUAUUUCUAUUAGAGCAGUCAGAAAAAUCUGUUGAAGUUUUUGGCUGUUACAAUAUUUUAUCAUGAAAAUGAACAAAUAUUGUUUAUUCCAGUUUCUUAAUUUACACUUACUGGCUAAUUGAAUGAAAAUUACCUCAUUGGAAAUAUGGCUGUAGAGAAGGUGUCUUUAAUGUUCAGCUAUCUUGCAUCAAUUGCUGAAGGCAACAUGGCUGUAUCCUGUUUAGAAUAGAAGACAGGAAGCAAAUCACAGUGAUUUUAAAAAGACCACAAUGUUUGUAAUGUUUAAGACUUGCAUUCUUGUCAGUUCCAUUAUAAUCCUUUUUCAAUUGAGUGAGAAUUACAAAACAUACCUUCUGCCUUGUGGUACCCUGUGAGCAGAGACUACAUUUCCACGGUAUGAGCUGACGUAUGAGCGGUAUGAGCUCAUACCGUGAAAAUGUAGUCUCUGCUCGCAUGGUAGCCUUGUGGAAAAUUAUUGUACAUGUAAAUUAAUUAUAAAACCCCAGCAUUUUUGUUUUCUUUCUGUCCAGGUUGUCUUGCAUGGAGAGGAAAAUGCAAAGGCAGACUUGGCUAAAGUUGAGGAAAUCUUGAAGAGUGACAAAUCCAUCACCAAUGUUGCUAUGGUGCACUGCGAGACUUCUACAGGGGUCAUUCAUCCAGUGGGAGCAGUAGGCAAACUUGUCAAAGAACAUGCUCCAAGUGCAUCCUUCUUUGUCGAUGCUAUGAGCAGCUUUGGAGCAGUUCCUCUUAAUCUAGACUUAGCCAACAUUGACUUUAUGGUCAGCUCUGCAAAUAAGUGUAUAGAAGGUGUACCUGGCUUUUCAUUUGUGAUUGGGCACAUUGAGUCAUUGAAUCGGUGCAAAGGAUGGGCCCGCAGUCUUUCUCUUGACAUUGUAGAUCAGUAUGAGGGUUUGGAGAAGAAUGGUCAGUUUAGGUUCACUCCAGCUACUCAUGCCAUGCUUGCUUUUCGCCAUGCUCUAUCAGAGUUCAAAGCUGAAGGUGGUGUUGAUGGAAGGGCAAACAGGUGAGAGAGUUAUAACCUUUUGUAAGUUUUAUUUUAAGUUUAACAACUGUGAACUGCAUGCUGUGUCAUCUGCAACAGCUGUUAACAGAUCAUCCUAGUCACUACCGGUAUAUAAGGUUUUAAGGUAAAGUUUCCUAUUUUGCCAUUUAACUCAUAACAGUCCUGAUCAUCCUAACUGAAACCACAAAUUGCAAUUUGCACCAAUGAGACAAUAAGCACCCCUGUCUCUUUCCUGUGGGAUUCCCCCCUGCACUGCUAGGUGUCUAACCCAUGAGGAAUUGCCUAUGUGCUCCACAAAUUAGCAAAACAGUAGCACCCCUCUUCAAAGAUGGCUCUUGUUUGAAUAAGUGUCCCCCCCCCUUGACCCACAGGGGCAUAGCUCGGAGUGGUCCUGGGGUGCCCAUGACCGACCCCCUUUUUUGUGUGAUCAUUGUUUUAUGUUCCUAUAAUUCGGGUGGCCAAAACGCAUGAAUCUGAAGAAUGAACAUGCAGUAAAUCUUUUUUAUUGCGAGAUAGUUACUUAAUCCAUUUGCAGGACCUAACAUCUGCAGUGGACUAUGUUUUUGUUCAUAACUAAAAUAGAGUAAUUUAUGCUACAUGGAACUUAAUUAACCUACAUGUAUGCAGCUAUUUUGUAAGCUUGUCCCUUCCCCCCGUGCUCACUGCUCAUCCAAAAAAAGUGUCACUUUAAGUAAAACACGGCAUUGAUGUUGACAUGCUUAUCGUGUUAGUGCCCUGGGUGUGACAUGUGUGACUCCCCCUUUGAAAAAUCCAGCUAUGCCCCUGACCCUGGAUGCUAAAUUCACCAUUUACUGCAUUUCUCUGUUAUUGACUUUGAGAGCAAAUGGGUUAAUGUAUUUUACUUAAUUUUGAAACUUAAAUUUGUAGAUACAUGGAAAACUGCCAUGUCCUUCAAGAUGGAAUGAGAAAACUUGGCUUUAAGAAGUUUUUAGAUGAUACCCACGAAGGUUACAUCAUAACAUCCUACUACAACCCCACCCACCCUAAUUACAACUUUGAGGAGUUCUACAGUCGCUUAAACAGUAGGGACCAAGUUAUCUACCCUGGAAAAGUAAGCAAUGCAGACUGCUUUAGGAUUGGCAACAUUGGAAAAUUGUACCCUGAAGACAUGGAGCAUUUGCUUGAGUGUAUAAAAGAGGUCUUGGCUGAGAUGAACGUAUCUGUUCCAUUGCACGAUGAGUAGAUGGUUUCAUGAGUGACUGAAACCCUAUUUUGUGAAUAGCAAGAUCAAAUAUGUGAUGAAAAAUGAUAAAUAGUAUUAUUGAUAGAGAUCAACAUCAUGGGAAUAAAAUUAUUAAUUAAAAGUAAAGCUGGGGCAAAAAUGUGGGUGGAGAAGAAGUAGCCUGUUGCAACAGGUUAGUGGAAUCAGUAGUUUUAGCCUUACUGAGGUGGGUCUGAUUUCUUUUAGGGUUGUUCAAUAAUUAUAGCCCGCGCUGAAAGCUUUGUGAUGCAAACUUUUCCUUUCUUUCAAGGAACCAUCUUCCUUUUGAAUUCUGGGGCAAGUUGCGUAGAACAUACCACAAUGAGCAUGUGUAAGAUAUCAAAUUUUGAUGAUUGUUUGUGACUUAUGAAUAAUAUCCAAGGAUUACUGAGUGAUUCCUAAGAUUAUGCAUCCAGCUUGUAGCUUAAGUCAAAAUUCUCCAAUAGCCAUUCCUGACCGCACAGCCUGCAAGAAAAGUUAUGCGUGAUAACUGGAAGCUAGUAAAUUUUGCGAUUGCACUUGUGAAUUCUGUUCUUAACUUGCUGACGGACGACUGGGGUUUUUAGGAGGAUUCAAAUUACAGGGCCGGGUUGUUAAAAGCUUGGUUAAGAUAAAUAAAAGCUUGGUUAAGAUAACACACGGUUAGUGCGACAUUUGAAUUCAGAGA